Molecule: messenger RNA, 477 nt
Organism: Lactuca virosa
Lineage: Eukaryota; Viridiplantae; Streptophyta; Magnoliopsida; Asterales; Asteraceae
Source: the annotation of a GenBank genome assembly
AUGGUGGCCCAAGACAAGAACAAAAGAUGGUCGUUGUUAGGUAGGCUGAGGACGGCGGUGAAGAAGGUUACAUUCCUCUUAAACCUCGAUAUAAACCGGUGGUAUAUUGUCUCCUCCUUGAUCGGUGGUCGUCGUACUUUGAGCAGCCGGCGGCUGAGUUUCAAUGAACGACUUGGGUUAACAUCGAUCGUCUCCUCCCCCGCACAUGAUGAAUAUUAUAGCACCUGGGCUUCUCCUUACACAGCGACUUCUUCUUCUCAGAUAUCACCAGAGCAAGGUGAGCUACAGCUACAAAAGACUCAAAGCUUUCCUUUGCAAAGAACCACAAGUUUCCCAGAAGAAGAUGAUAUUGAUAGGAGAGCUGAGAUGUUUAUAACGAAUUUUAAACGACAAUUACGGAUGGAAAGACAAGUGUCUUUGGAGCUGAGGUACAGAAGAGACAAUAGCUUUGAAUCAUCGAAUACUAUUUCACCAUGA